UCCAUGGCGGAGUCCUGAUAAACCCUAAUGCAAAAUUGCAAAACCCAGAAAACCCCAAAAUGAUCUCUGCGACUAAUCAAAGCUAAUUGUUUAAAACCAGAUCACUUGAUUUCCCAGUGUGAAACCCGAUUCAACUUCAAAGAAACCCAAAUAUGCACUAUCUUCAACGCUUAGCUGCUAUUACCCUAAGAAGAGCAAGUCCAAUCAAUGGACUCGCCUCUGCAAUCCCUAAAAUGCAUUUGAAUUCAAGUACUCCUUUCAAUUCCCUAUCCACUAAAAUCGGCGACGACGAAUGGAAUGAUGCCUGGGAAACCGCCUGGCUGCCGGAGGACCUCACGGAUAAAAACCGAGCUUCAUGGGAGACGGAUGUUAAUUUGCCUUCGACAGAAUCGACGGUGGUGCUGUCGCCAGAGGUGGAUGCAGAGACCAAGGCAUUUGUUGAGGAAAUGAAUGAGAACUGGAACGAGAGGCGGAAAAAGACGAAUACUCAACAAUUGCAACAAGAUAAAGAAGAGAAGAAAGGAAUUGAGAAUGGUAGCUCCCUUUAUAGUUUGGAGAAUAUGAAGAAGGAUUAUAGGUUAAAGAAACAGAGAAUCCAUGCUGGGUUGUGGAUGAAGGAGAUUGAGAAGCAGGAGGAGGCUAAGCUGAGGGAUUCAGGUGUAGGCGCUGCAGAUGAUAUUGACAGAUUGCUAGAUAGCUGCUCUGAGAUUUUUGAUAUUCCCAAUAAUGACUUGGACAACCCAAAAGUCCCAAGCUCUUCUGAGUUUAAAAGCAAGCCAGAUGGUUGGGAAACAACAUCCAAGACACAAGAUGGAAACAUAUGGGAGAUGUCACAAAGGGAAGAAGAUAUUCUCCUCCAGGAAUUUGAUCGUCGAAUUGCGUACAGUAAAUUCCAGAUAGCUAGUUUUAUCAAGACUCACAUAUUUAGCCGGCGAAGACCUAUUGAUGGGUGGAAAUAUAUGAUAGAGGAGAUAGGACCAAAUGCCAGGAAAGGGAAGGGUAGUGUUUCAAGGUUACCAAGUCUUUCCGACUCAUCAACUCAACCAUUCAAGGAGGAGAGGACAGCCAUUGGCAACAAUUUCAUGCCUUUAAAGGGGAAAUAGUUCGAUUCUGGAUAUCCCUUAACUCCACUACUGUAAUUAGCAAAUGAUCACUGUAAGAACAUCGAUGGCUUGCCUGCCUGUGCUACAAUUCAUGGCUCCAUGUUCCCAAUUUUUUUCUGAAACAGCAGUUAUUGUACUCAAUGGCCACCUUGUUUUGGUCAUCCCGUUGUUACUACAGCCAAAUAAACGUAAAUAGAGCAAUACAUUUUUCAUUGCAUUACAUUGAUAAUUAUAUUUCAUUUCA
This is a messenger RNA of Jatropha curcas, 1347 nucleotides long. RefSeq names its product mucin-like protein. Lineage: Eukaryota; Viridiplantae; Streptophyta; Magnoliopsida; Malpighiales; Euphorbiaceae. The record is from RefSeq and is a predicted model, not a curated record.